AUGUUAUGUCCUUUAGGGACGUGUUCUGAAUUAAAAUAACUAAGAUGAAUUAGUCUGUUGAAUUAACCUAUAAUUAUCUAUUUUAAUAUCAGUGUGUUACCUUCUGUCAUUUGAUGCGCUAUCAAUGUAGUGCAUGUGCUCGUAUAUGUAUAUGUGAAGAAGAUGAAUAAAUACCGACCGCGAUGAGCUGAGCUCAGUCGUAUUCUGAACAGCAACAACGUUAGUUAUACUUUUAUGCUAAAGCUAAACCGAAAGCUAUCCCCCCGGAUUUUGUGAGAUAUAUCAUCUGUCGACGCGGAAAAACUGGAAAGCGUGCAUUUUAUUAGAAAUACACAAGUGUAGUCAGUGCGGUUGUGCGGAAGAAAAUUGUGAUUCUGUCGGCGGAAAGGUCGGUGAAAAACUUCGAUUCCCCCAGGGAAAGAAUCUUGCUUCAUCAGCCGGAGGAGGAUCUAAGCGGAAUCGUCGGACGUGCAUUCCUCCAUUCUGUAACCCGGUAAUUCCAUUUGCCGUUGCCGGUGCCAUCCGGUUUUUGGAGAAAACACGGCUGAUUGGCUAGUUGAAGCUCUGCUCAGUGGCAAGGGUCAUUCUCCGGGCGAUAAGGACAUCCUACUAGCUGUAGGACAGGCGCUGAUCAGCUGAUAUCGAAUAGCCUGAUCGCUAUACCGGCCUCCCCAUAAUCAAUUCGCUGGCUGACUGGCUCGUGAAAAGUGAAGGUUGCAGAUCUGGUAAGCUACUCCAUUUUUUGUAAUAUCCUGGUGUUUGGUGAUUCGCAGCUGAAAUGGCGCAGGCUACUUUGACGACAAAUAUGGAACCCUACAGAAAGGGAACGUCUUUCACUGAGUGGGUAGAACGUUUGGGCUCUGUUUUUCGUUUGAAUAAAAUUAGAGAUGAGGACAAGAAAGACUAUUUUGCUACAUUGUGCGGGCCAGCUGUUUACAGCGAAGUAAAGCUCUUGUUCCCUAAUGAUAGUUAUGACAAUAUUGCAUAUGAUGAAAUGAUCAAAAAGUUAAAAAGUAGAUUCGACAAAUCUGAAUCCGAUAUUAUUCACAGAUUUAAAUUCAAUCAUCGCGUGCAACAACCCGAUGAGACGAUAGAAGAUUUUGUGCUCUCUGUAAAAUUACAGGCGGAAUUUUGUUCAUUUGAAAACUUCAAGGAGAAGGCCAUUCUUGAUCGAAUUAUUGCAGGGGUUAAAGAUAAAGCGCUACAGACAAAAUUGCUGAGUGAGGAAAAUUUAUCCUUGCAAAAUGCUGAAAAACUGGUGGUCACUUGGGAGAUGGCGGCCAGCAAUGCAAGAAAAAUGGGUACAAAUGAUUCUUAUGGACAUAUAUCCUCCCUCCGCCAGCGUGGUCCAGCGGGUUCAGCUUUUAAAAAGCUUGAGGAAACGUUUCGUUUGGCCUCAGAAUCCUCUAUUAACACUAAUCAGCGGGGUCCGGUGAAAAGUCGUUUAGGCUACCAGAACCAUCAGGGACAACGGCCAUAUAUUCGGCAAAAGCAAAUAGGUUGGAACAAAGGGUCUUCUAAACAAAAAGAGUUUGUUGAAGAUAGGUUUUGUGAAUUCUGUGGUUCAAAAGGUCAUUUGAAGCGCAAAUGUUUCAAAUUGAAGAAUUUGAAAAGAGACUCUGUGCAAUUUAUUGAGGACUGGAACACAGAAAAUGGCGUUAAGAAAGAUGGAGAUACCAGUAUCAGUGGACUUUUCAACCGGCUUAGGGCUGACAAAUCAGACAGCGAAGAUGACGACAUGGAUACAGGUGGCAAUUGGAAGCGUGCGAACAACAGCGCAUCGCACUCAAAUACGACCGUAUACUGAUCCGGAUCAUUCGGAGCGACCCAACGUGAUGCUCCCAGUGCCGAGCUCUCGUGACAUGGCUGGUCCUAGCACCGUACCGUUGUCGGUCGAUUGUGAUGAACUCGAAGCGUGUCCAGCGGAGCCACCCAGUACAAAGCGGAAGAGGAGAUUGGUCGAGGCAUCACCCGUCACUUUGAGGCGAUCGAAGCGCACUCGAUUUAACAAAACUGAUCCGAAUUAUGUAUAUUUUGCGUAGUGAUAAGGUGCAAAAAAUGAAUUAAUGUUCAUUCAAAUUUUAAAGUGUUGAUUAACGUUGAACUUUCGAAGGGUGAAGAAGAUGUUAUGUCCUUUAGGGACGUGUUCUGAAUUAAAAUAACUAAGAUGAAUUAGUCUGUUGAAUUAACCUAUAAUUAUCUAUUUUAAUAUCAGUGUGUUACCUUCUGUCAUUUGAUGCGCUAUCAAUGUAGUGCAUGUGCUCGUAUAUGUAUAUGUGAAGAAGAUGAAUAAAUACCGACCGCGAUGAGCUGAGCUCAGUCGUAUUCUGAACAGCAACAA
Molecule: messenger RNA, 2341 nt
Organism: Aedes albopictus (Asian tiger mosquito)
Lineage: Eukaryota; Metazoa; Arthropoda; Insecta; Diptera; Culicidae
Exons: 2
Coding region: 779-1807 (342 amino acids)
Molecular function (GO): nucleic acid binding; zinc ion binding
Source: RefSeq, a predicted model, not a curated record